UCUACUCGCAAAGCAAGACGAGAGAGCAUGAUUCAUAUUUUUAGCUCCGCUCGUGCUUCAGUCGCCAAAACAGAAUUUCACCAUCAGGAUGCGAAUUCUGUUCGUCUGCAUUGGAAACUCAUGCCGUUCGCCCAUGGCUGAAGCCGUAAUGCGAGACAUGUUGCUGCGGGAGAAUCUGGACUGGACGGUAGACAGUGCGGCGUUGGCCGAUUGGAACGUGGGUCGUUCCCCGGAGGAACGCUGUUUGGCCGUGCUGCGGGAAAAUGGACUGGAUUUGGAGCACAUUGGGAGGCAAAUCGAGGCAGAUGACUUCCAUCGAUUCGAUUACAUUUUCGGAAUGGACGAAGGCAACGUGAGAGACUUGAUGGCACUGGCUCCGGAAAAUUGUCCGGCUAGUGUGGAGCUGUUGGGUAACUACCGGAUGAAGGAGUUGGAUAAAAUCAUUUUCGACCCGUAUUUUGAACGUGGAAUUCAUGGAUUCAGACGGUGCUAUGACCAAAUUGUGAUAUGCUGUAGGAACUUCAUUCAGCAGAAACGGCAACCCCAGUGAUUGUGAUAUUGUUAGUGUGAUUUGUGGUUUCACAGAAGAAGUAAAGUAUUAGAAUAAUUUUCCAGCGAUUAGAUCGUCCAAGAAUUGGUCCCACUUUGGCUGGAGAACUUCCGAGUAUUCCGUGCGUUCCUCCGGUGUCAAUGAGCUAUAUCUAAAACAAUAAAUUCAAAUUUCAACUCAA
Molecule: messenger RNA, 731 nt
Organism: Aedes aegypti (yellow fever mosquito)
Lineage: Eukaryota; Metazoa; Arthropoda; Insecta; Diptera; Culicidae
Gene: Argp
Product: low molecular weight phosphotyrosine protein phosphatase 1
Exons: 3
Coding region: 89-550 (153 amino acids)
Biological process (GO): protein dephosphorylation
Cellular component (GO): cytoplasm
Molecular function (GO): non-membrane spanning protein tyrosine phosphatase activity; acid phosphatase activity
Source: RefSeq, a predicted model, not a curated record